Molecule: messenger RNA, 1032 nt
Organism: Myotis brandtii (Brandt's bat)
Lineage: Eukaryota; Metazoa; Chordata; Mammalia; Chiroptera; Vespertilionidae
Product: trafficking protein particle complex subunit 5
Exons: 8
Coding region: 102-998 (298 amino acids)
Biological process (GO): Golgi vesicle transport
Cellular component (GO): TRAPP complex
Source: RefSeq, a predicted model, not a curated record
CUGGUCUGCCUCCAGGUCUACGGGCUUCUCUUUUCCGUCCUUCCUGAGACCUCUGGUCUCCUGAGACCGCUCUUGAUCUGGGGAUUGGCAGACUGGGGACCAUGGAGGCUGAAGAAAUCUACAUAAACCAGGCCGGUAUGCAGGCAGCAGCCGUCAAAGACAAACAACGGGGGACACCAGCCAAUAGGAAAGGUGUAGAUGACCGCGACUAUGUGAAUAUCCCCGUGAUCGUAAGAAAACAGGAUCACCCAAAGGGCAGUCACUCACCCUCCAAGAGCGAGGCCCGGUCCAGGCCAUCCUCGGACUCUGCCCAGUGUUUGCACAAAACCUUCACAAGCCUGUACAUUCUUCUCGCCCUGAUUUCCAUCAUUCUGUUGGUCUGGGUUCUGGUGAAGAAUUCUGAGAUGUCCCAGGAGCUGCUGGUCAUGAAAAGGGAGAUCUCGAAUGUCUCUAUCUCCACACGUGAAUGCGAGGAGGGGCAAAGGAAGGGCUGGACCUACGUCAGGCAGAGCAUCAGUAACACCAAACAGAGCAUUGACUUGGCCAACCGCAAUGUGCAGGCUGGGAACGAGAAGCUGAAGAAGCUGACAGAAGACAUAACCCAAAUCAAGACUCAAUUACGGCAAAUCUCUGAGACGCUGAAGAAAAUGCAAAAUCCACGACGCGAGACCAAGGUGCUGGGCGCCCUGCUCUUUGUCAAGGGCGCCGUGUGGAAGGCGCUCUUCGGCAAGGAGGCCGACAAGCUGGAGCAGGCCAACGACGACGCGCGCACCUUCUACAUCAUUGAGCGGGAGCCGCUCAUCAACACGUACAUCUCGGUGCCCAAGGAAAACAGCACGCUCAACUGCGCCAGCUUCACGGCAGGCAUCGUGGAGGCGGUGCUCACACACAGCGGCUUCCCCGCCAAGGUCACGGCACACUGGCACAAGGGCACCACGCUCAUGAUCAAGUUUGAGGAGGCUGUCAUCGCCCGAGACCGGGCCCUGGAGGGCCGCUGACCCCGCUGGAAAUAAAGGAUGAGAGAUCACCCUU